Molecule: messenger RNA, 2361 nt
Organism: Adineta ricciae
Lineage: Eukaryota; Metazoa; Rotifera; Eurotatoria; Adinetida; Adinetidae
Source: the annotation of a GenBank genome assembly
AUGGUUAGAAAUUACAAACGAAAAACACCUAAACCAGGAUACACGGAACAACAAUUAGUUGCUGCUAUUGAGAAAAUCAAUGCAAAGGAAUGGACUUAUGAGAAAGCUUCAACGGAAACUGGUAUUCCUCUUGGUACAUUAGCUUCUCGAAUAUCUCGAAAUUCAACCGAACUUGUUGGUCGUCCGACAGCUUUAACAAGAUCUGAAGAAGAAAAUUUAGUCGGCUUAAUCAUUACUUUAGAAAAUUAUGGCGAACUAUCGACAGGUGAUGAUGUUUUGAAAUACGCUGCAGAAUAUGUCGAUAUCAUGAAUCUUAAUGCUCGAUUUAAAAAUGGUCAACCAACACGUGAUUGGUAUUAUACCUUUUUAAAAAGAUGGAAAAGUAAAUUGAAAAUAAUGAAAAGUGCUGUAUUAGAAAAAGCACGGGCUGAUGUUACGAUGAGCACUGUUGAUAGUUGGUUUGCUAAAUUGUAUUCUGUUUUACUGAAAUAUGAUUUAUUCAACAAACCCGAACAAAUUUUUAACUGCGAUGAAAGUGGCUUUCGCGAUGAUCCCGGAACAAAGAAAGUAGUUGUUAGUAGGAAUACCAAGUAUGCGGAAAAAGUAAUUUCUGGUACUGGUAAAGACAGUACAACUGUUUUAUUGACAAUUAGCGCAAGUGGUACUUGUUUUCCACCCUAUGUGGUGUAUAAAUCCAAGUGUUUAUAUGAUACGUGGUGUCCUCGAAAUGUUAUUCGUGGAGCAUUCUUUAAUCGAACUGAAAGUGGUUGGAUCAAUGAGGAUACAUUUUUCGAUUAUUUGAAAAAUAUGUUUAUUCCUAAUACUCAACAUAUUCGACGUCCUUUGUUAUUAAUUUUUGAUGGUCAUACGUCUCAUUUAUCCUUGAAAACAGCACGAUUAGCAAUGGAGAAUAAAAUCCAUCUUUUAUGUCUUCCUGCCCAUGCUACACAUUUACUUCAACCUUUGGAUGUUUACACAUUGAAGUAUGUCAAAGCACAGUGGAGAGAGCUACUUUGGGAUUACAAUAAUAAAAAUCGUUUGAAAAAAUUAGAUAAACCAGAUUUUAUUCGUUUAUAUAGUCGUUUGUAUGACUAUGCAUUAUUACCAGCACAUUGUUCAUCUGCUUUUGGAAAAGCAGGGAUAAUUCCAUUCGAUCCUCGUGUUGUCAAACGUAGUCGGUUGUUAAGAAAAUCAUCGUCAGCAGCAGCAGUAGCAACAAAUGCAUUACCACGUUCUCGAUCAGUUGAAUUUGAUUAUAAUGAUAAUCAAUUACCAACAACCAUUACAAAUCCAACACCAACAUCGUAUUCGAAUCGAACACGAUUAGUUAAAUAUCCAUCAGAUCCAUCUCUUUUUUCUGGAAAUGGUGAUGUUGACAAAAUUUCGAAACAAGGAACGUUAUCCGAUGAAUUACGAGAUGCAAUCAGUUCUCUUAAUAAUGCAAUUGAAUCCCUUGAUUCAAUUGUAUCACCAACACCAAGUAAUUCUGAAUCAUUUCCACAACGAACAAAUGAUGAUUCUUCAAAUUUACCUACGUCCACCACGUUUGAUCAUUCUUCGAUUUCAUCAAUAUCAAAUGUAAAUAACAUUCGAUUAAUUACGUCAACACCUAUUGCAACUAAUCCAACAGUUCCACGUGUACCAAUCUCAAAUGAUACACCAGUUAUACCUUUAUCAAGUACAAACAAUUUAUUAGCUAAAUCAAUAUCGGGCCUCAAUAUUAGUUCAUCGACUUCUUUCACAUCCACGGAAAAUGACCGUUCACUAAGUGCAAUUAAUAAAAUUGUCGAAAACCACUAUUCUAAACAGGCCUCAACCGGUAGAAGAGGUAGGAAACGCGUUAUUCCUACAACAUGUGGUAGAAGUGUAACAGAUAUUGAUGAACUUGCACUAGCAACGAUUAAAAAGCGAAAAAUUACUGAAAAUAAAGCUGCUAAAAAAGCUAGUUCGAAAAAAGCUACGAAUGCACAAACACAAUCUACAUUAUCAACUGCAUCUAGCGAAAGUACAUCUAAUCUAAAUACAAUCAAUAUAGCAGCAGCAAGUAUGCAAAAUAUGUCAUUACCACCUAUCACGUAUAUGUUGCCAUCAAAUGCCUCGCAAAUGAUGCCAUCAUUUCAAUCGAAUGUUACAGCAUACACUCAAUUACAAAAUGUAUCACCAAUGUCUUCAGCUCAAUGUCAAUUAUGUUUUAAUUUUACUCAACCGUUAGAGAUUACUUCUAAUUGUAAUCAAUGUAACAAAAUUCUCUGUCAGACCUGCAGUAGCAAAAUUGAAUCCAAUAACUAUCAACUUUGUCAUCAUUGUCAAUCAUAUUAUAUUGCACAGCAACACCCUUAUUACACUUACAGCCAACUAUGA